Molecule: messenger RNA, 639 nt
Organism: Stereum hirsutum FP-91666 SS1
Lineage: Eukaryota; Fungi; Basidiomycota; Agaricomycetes; Russulales; Stereaceae
Product: glutathione S-transferase-like protein
Exons: 4
Coding region: 1-639 (212 amino acids)
Cellular component (GO): cytoplasm
Molecular function (GO): glutathione binding; glutathione transferase activity
Source: RefSeq, a predicted model, not a curated record
AUGGUCCUCAAACUCUAUGGCUGGACUCGCUCUGUUGCCACUCGUCGUGCGGCUUGCAUCCUCAAAGAGAAGAACGUCCCCUUCCAGUUCAUCAACGUCGACAUCACGAAGGGCGAGCACAAGGCAGCGGAUUACCUCGCCAAACAACCCUUCGGGCAGGUCCCGUACAUCGAGGAUGACGGAUUCACCCUCUUCGAGUCUCGCGCCAUCAGCCGCUACGUUGCCGAGAAAUAUGCCGCGCAGGGAACGCCUAACCUCUUGCCGAGCAAGGACGCGAGUCUGAAAGAGAAAGCGUUGUUUGAGCAGGCAGCCUCCAUUGAGCUUUCCAGCUUCGAGCCUCAUGCACUCGAUGUGAUCCUUGAGAAGUUCUUCGCUCAGACUCCUGACGAGGAUCGCAUCGCUAAAUUGCUCACCACGAUUAACUCCAAACUCACCGUCUACGACAAACUCCUUGGGAAUCAGCAGUAUCUCGCUGGCGAACACGUCACGCUAGCAGACCUGUGGCACCUUCCUCUCGGGUUCAUGCUGGAAAACGCUGGGUAUAACGUCAUGAGUGACGAAGGGAGGCCUAACGUCGCUAGGUGGUGGAAGGACAUCUCGGCAAGGCCGGCUUGGAAGGCUGUCGAGAAUGGUGUUUAA